AUGGUGGAACCAAACGGUAUUAGGAAGCCGACCGAGGAGGAAAGGAAAGCCGCUGAAGAAAGUAGGCAACGUUUACGAGACUAUGUUUCCAAGAAGAUGGGAGAAUUGCUAUUGCGCGGGUAUACGAUGUUAGACGCCUAUUGUAAUACUUGUUCGGGUAUUCUAAUGGAAGAUCGACACGGUAUUCGAGAAUGUGUUCAGUGUGAACUGCUGCGUUCUGAAAGGAAUCGUGAUUUAAGCAGUUCCGGAUUUGUUAGCUCAGAAAUCCCCUUGAAUGACUCUGAUGAUAUUGAUGAAACACUGACGCCAACAGAACCAGUUGAUGAACUAAAACCUGAAGCCUCUAAUUCAGCGGUUGGACGUAAUCUGGAUUUGGAACACUUAGAAAAUGGUCACUCCAGAGCUGAGAAAAACGAUGUGCAGCUGACAAAAGCAUCGGGAUCUGUAGGUUCCAAAAAGAAAUCAAAAAAAUUUUUGACUGUAUCUACUUUUUUCGAUGGGUUUGACGAAGCCACGAAGGUAGUAAGCGAAAAAUUGCAUUGGUGCGUUGCUGCACUCAAAGAAACAGAAGAUCUUGAAAGAAUUAUCUUAUUGCAGAAGGCAAUUAAAGGUAGCAUUGAAAUAUUAAGUGCAAAAAGCCAACAGAUACAGUUAUUUUCCGUAACUCAUGCUGAAAAGUCAAGUAUGAUUUUUGUGGCUUUUAGGUUAGAGGCAAUAUUUUUUCAGCUUAACGAUAUUGAGCCUUUUCUUAAGAUAUCGGAGUCAAAAAAUUCCCAUAUUUGUGCUCAACGUGUUUUAAAAAUGUUGCGCAUGGUUCCUUCAUUCUGA
Enterobius vermicularis (human pinworm) is the source of this 828-nucleotide messenger RNA. The record is from the annotation of a GenBank genome assembly. NCBI's taxonomy places the organism in Eukaryota, Metazoa, Nematoda, Chromadorea, Rhabditida, Oxyuridae.